Mycetomoellerius zeteki is the source of this 2050-nucleotide messenger RNA. RefSeq names its product homeobox protein TGIF2LX. Gene Ontology annotation, molecular function: DNA binding. The record is from RefSeq and is a predicted model, not a curated record. The transcript has 5 exons. The coding region runs from base 671 to 1774 and encodes 367 amino acids. Gene Ontology annotation, biological process: regulation of DNA-templated transcription. Lineage: Eukaryota; Metazoa; Arthropoda; Insecta; Hymenoptera; Formicidae.
CCGAUCUAUGUGUUUUAUCGCGGAGUGUCGUUUCUCGCGUUAAGACUCCCGCGGAAUUCGUGGAUCGAUAACACGUAUUGUGGUUGCGAUAACACGUGUGCUCGAUCGAUCGUCCCAUUUCGGUUACCGGCGCGAUCUGUAGGACUUUGUUACGCUCGUCGGUCGUCAUCGGUGGAAAGUAGGAAAGGCACGAACUGGAUGUGGCAAUCGCGUCCAGACCGGGCGGGGACGAAUAGUCUCGGCAACACGCGUCGCGCCGCAUCGCGACGAGAAGCGCGUCUCAAAUGCGGCCGCGUUGGGGAAAUCGAUCGGCGAUCACGUCGCCGCCGACGUCGUUGUCGCGCCGUCCCCUCGAUGACGGUCGCCCGCACGUGAUCGAGCGAAUCGGACGCGCGGACUUUUACCGAAACCGGUUUUCUACGCAACGUGCGCCUCGCGAGAGAACGAUUUGCGCGCGUGAGCCGCACGGAUGUCGUGACUCCUAAAGGAAAAUUCGUCCACGACACGUAAGAAACUAUCGUGGCAACAUUCACUCUUUUCUUUUUUGAAUGGAUUGCUGACCUUCAAGAUCGUUAAAGACUUCUUCUCUCCGAUCUUCUUUGUAAGAUCUUAAUAUUCAAAUGUCGCUGAUUCAGAAAAUUAAACAUUUUAUUUUGAACGAGCAAGAAGAAUGCACAUUGGAAUGCAGUUAGACAGGAGAAUGAACAUAUACGGGCCAGGUAUAAUGCCUUACUGCAAUCGACGGCUUGCCACAAGAAGAGCGGCGCCUCCGACUGACGAUGAACAGAGCAUAUCGUCGGAAGCUGAAAACACAUCGCCACGCGGAUCACCAAAUCGCGGGGAGAAUCGGGUGAAUCGACGUGCUGUUGCUGCACAAAAUGCGGGAAGAAGGCGACGAGGAAAUCUGCCCAAAGAGGCUGUUAACAUCCUGAAGCGAUGGCUGAGCGAUCACAAAUUCAACGCUUAUCCAAAUGAUGUUGAAAAGGAGACGCUCAGCCACCAAACCAGCCUCACGAUAAUGCAGGUGUGUAACUGGUUUAUAAAUGCUAGGCGACGCAUUCUUCCUGGAAUUCUGAAAGAGGCUGGUGAAGAUCCAAACCGUUACACGAUAUCACGUCGUACUCGUCGCGUAAAUUCUAGCAGUCCUCUUCGGCAUGGUCGACGAACUCCCCUCGAACCGAUUGAAGACGACUCACCAGCACAAUGCAACGUAAAUUUUCCGCAACGUGGAUUGGAGGAACCCACAUAUCGACGCGAGGAUUGUCCGAACGAUUACGAGAGCAGUUUGAACGACUACCACAGCGAGGAAGAGCAUCCUUUGAUACGAUGGCCCAACGUAAUCGUUCGUCCUUACGCUGAGGCUCAAGUCGAGCAAUUAGACGGCGACGCUAUUUCUCAUCCGUAUGCUCGACGAAGGCUUAAUCCUUCAUCUAAUAUGGAGAAUUCUGAGAGUUCUACCCAAGAACCUGCUGCAUACUGGAGCGCACCCCGUCAACAUCUGGUGUCACCAGUCAUUCAGCAGCACAUUGCAUAUCGUGGCCUGUCGACGCGAAGUCUUGAAAACGCUUAUUUUCACGAACACAAUGGUGAUUCAUUCAAUAUGCUCGUCGAACUUGCGGUAAAUUUACCAUAUGCAAUUUCUUUACCCAACACGCCUUCACCAGAGUCUCGUCUUUCGACGUCUUCCCCAUAUUCGUCACCUUCGUCUUCUGUUCCAUCUUCUCUUCCAUCAAUGGAAGAACCUUUACACUCGAGAAAUACAACGGUAUCAUAAUUAUCGUUGCCAUUGAUAAUCGCGGCUCAAUGGAUGACGACGAUAUAAAAGGUAAAUAAAAGACAAAAGUUCCUCUCAAAAACCUAGCAAAUUAUUACACUUUUUAGAAAUUGUUACAAUUAUAUCAAAGCAAUCAUCAGUCGUUAUUGUCAUGUUGAUCUCAUUGUUACUAUUAAAGGGUUUUCUUUCUCUAGGAGUUGAAAAAAUUAGGCGUUUUAGGAAUUUUUUAAAGAAAACAUUGGAUCAUAAUAGCGAAAGAAGGAAUAAGUCUAAUAU